GUGCCAUCUGGCUCUUUGGAGCUGCCCUAUCUUUGGUUGCAUUCUCGAUAAUAAUAAUAACAACACCUCAGACGAGCUGUUGUACUGGCCACUCUCGCUACUGCCAAUUGCCGCUAGCCGACACCCUAAUUCCUGCGAGUAUCCAUUGUUUCGCUCCGGCAGUGGGGCCUUGCGCUGCUGUCGUUCGCGAUAAAAAGAUCGCCUCAGUCCCUGUCCUCGACCUCGAUCCUUCUUCUUUCUCUCUGUGAAUAUUCUCUGCCGCAGAGUCCCAGCUCCUCUCAUCCACCACCGUACGAUCGUUGUCGAGGACAGUGUACUUGAUUCCGCAUUCCCUCAGUCCAUCAUGGCUGAUACCAAGGCCGCCGAGGCCGAUGUCUACCAGUCGUCUGAGCAGACCGCUGGCACCGCCGCUGUUGCCGACACGCUCCCUGCUGGAUGGAUGUACAAGCGCUUCAAGAUCGGCGCAUGGGCAUUGCCAUGGUACGCCUCUCCCAAGAUCCAACUUGGUAUGAUCGCCUUCGUGUGUUUCCUGUGCCCCGGCAUGUACAACGCCCUCUCGGGCCUUGGUGGUGGUGGUCGCUCGGGCACUGACACUGAGCUGGCCGAUAAGAUGAACAUUGCUCUCUACUCGACAUUCGCUGUCGUUGGUUUCUUCGCUGGUAGCAUCGUCAACCGUAUCGGUAUUCGCAUCAGUUUGGCCUUUGGUGGUAUUGGUUAUACGCUCUACUCGAUUUCGCUGCUUGUCUCCGUGCACGAUAGUGUGGACGGCUUCAACAUUUUCGCUGGUGCUUUCCUGGGUAUCUGCGCUGCUAUCCUUUGGACUGCCCAGGGUGUCAUCAUGGUUUCGUACCCGACUGAGGAGCAAAAGGGUCGCUACUUCGCUUGGUUCUGGGCCAUCUUCAACGUUGGUGCUUGCAUUGGUUCCUUGAUUCCCCUGGGCCAGAACAUCCACACCACAACUGACAGCACCGUCAACGAUGGAACCUAUAUCGCCUUCAUCGUUCUCAUGUUUGUCGGUGCUUGCCUGGCCGUGUUCCUGUGCGAUGGUCAGAGGAUUAUCCGUUCCGAUGGCACCAAGGUCGUCAUGAUGCAGAACCCCAGCUGGAAGUCCGAGUUCAUUGGCAUGUGGACCACCCUCCGUGCUGAGCCCUUCGUCAUCCUGCUCUUUCCCAUGUUCUUCUCCUCCAACUGGUUCUACACCUACCAGCAAAACGCCAUCAAUGCUGCCUACUUCAAUACCCGUACUCGUUCUUUGAACGGUUUCCUGUACUGGUUCGCUCAAAUUGUUGCUGCCUCGAUUAUCGGUCCUCUUCUCGAUCUCAAGGGAAUCCGCCGUACUGUUCGUGCCAGGAUCAUGCUUGUUGUUCUCAUCAGUCUCACCCUCGUUAUCUACGGUGGUGGCUAUGCCUGGCAGAAGAACUACACCCGCGAGUCCGUCGGUAAAGGCAGCGGCUUUGUUUCCUGGGAUUGGACACAUGACGGCUAUGCAGGCCCUAUGUUCCUGUACUUCUUCUACGGAUUCUACGAUGCUGUCUGGCAAGGCGCUGUUUACUGGAUUAUGGGUGCUCUCUCCAACUCUGGUCGCCGUACUGCCAACUACGUCGGUUUCUACAAGGGUAUCCAGUCCGCCGGUUCCGCCGUCAUGUGGUCUCUCGACAAGGACAAGACCUCCUUCAUGGGCGAAUUCGCUUCCAACUGGGGUCUCCUGCUGGGCUCUCUUGUCGUCGCCGCCCCAGUCAUUCUGAUCCGUAUCCGCGACCACAUUGAUCUCGAGGAUGAUCUUGUCGACGUUGACGAGACCGCCGAAACCGUUCUCCGCACCGCCCCUCCCGUUGAGAAAUCAUAAAUAAGCGUAGAUACAACCUUUCCCUUGAUGGGAAAAUUAUAACUUGCAAAAGAAACAAUUCCUUUUUGGUUUGAUUUGAUUUUGCAGGCUGCGUUUGUUUAUUAGCGAUACCACGCAUACAUGGAUGCCAAUUUCCAUGUGUUGCAUCGAUCUUUUACUUUCUCCUUCAAUUCAUGCUUACAUGUUGGCUGUACAGUUAUUUACAUACUAUUUUGGUCUCUCGGGUGUGUGGAGCAUGUUUAUACUUAAUAAUGAUACCAUGUGGAUAACAUUGUCAACGUCAACUCUUGAUGCAUAUCUACCUCGCUCGUAGUACAUAAUCAGCAUGCAGUCUCGAAUCUUGAUUUCAUCCACCUUAGUGCU
Talaromyces proteolyticus is the source of this 2209-nucleotide messenger RNA. Its product is annotated as major facilitator superfamily domain-containing protein. Bases 344 to 1846 code for a protein of 500 amino acids. Lineage: Eukaryota; Fungi; Ascomycota; Eurotiomycetes; Eurotiales; Trichocomaceae. The transcript is spliced from 3 exons. The record is from RefSeq and is a predicted model, not a curated record.